Periconia digitata is the source of this 1092-nucleotide messenger RNA. Lineage: Eukaryota; Fungi; Ascomycota; Dothideomycetes; Pleosporales; Periconiaceae. The record is from the annotation of a GenBank genome assembly.
GAACUUGAUACCCUUUUACACCUUUGCCAUACCCAUCGUCCAUCUCCUACUACAAGACACACAUACACUCAACCUCAAGUACCCAAAACAUCCCUCACAAUGGCCCCAGGCGCUCUCUUAGAAACGCCCACCACACCCCACACCCGCGAUGGCCACGCCCUAGAGGAAACCAGCGACCUAAUCGACGCCGUCAACGUCCUCAAAGCAUCUCUAAAAGCCCAAUCCACCUCCACCCCUCCCCAAACAGAAGUCCCACAACAAGAACCCGAACAAGACAUUUACACAGCCUCAAAAUUCGAUUCGCAAAAAGAGAAAUCCAAUUUCCGGCAAUACGAAACAGCCUGCGACCGCGUGCGCAACUUCUACACGGAACAACACACCAAGCAAACCUACGCCUACAACCUGGCAGCGCGCGCUUCUUUUCACAGCUCCACGCGCGCGGAAAUGACGGUAUGGGAAGCAAUGGAGAAGCUGAACACGCUGAUCGAUGAAUCGGACCCGGACACGUCGCUCUCGCAGAUCGAGCACUUGCUCCAAAGCGCCGAAGCUAUCCGACGCGAUGGGAAACCGCGGUGGAUGCAGCUCGUAGGGUUGAUCCACGAUCUGGGCAAACUCUUGUUUUUCUACGGCGCAGAGGGCCAGUGGGAUGUUGUGGGUGAUACGUUCCCUGUUGGCUGCGCAUUCUCUUCCAAGAUUAUCUACCCGGAGACUUUUACUGCGAAUCCGGAUUCGAGGCAUGAGGUUUAUGGAACCGAGAAGGGGGUUUAUGAGGAAGGGUGUGGCUUGGAUAAUGUGAUGCUGAGUUGGGGCCAUGACGAGUAUUUGUAUCUGGUUAUGAAGGGGCAGAGUCGCAUUCCUGAAGAAGGGUUGGCGAUGAUUAGGUAUCAUAGCUUCUAUCCGUGGCAUUCGGCGGGUGCGUAUCGUUGGAUGAUGGAUGAGAAGGACGGGCGCAUGUUGGAGGCUGUGAAAGCUUUCAAUCCGUAUGAUCUCUACAGCAAGAGCGAUGAGGUGCCUAGGGUGGAAGAUUUGAAGGACUACUACAUGGAUAUCAUCGAAGAGUUCAUUGGUAAAGACAAGAAGCUGAAGUGGUGA